Messenger RNA from Ascochyta rabiei, 1524 nucleotides. RefSeq names its product Histone deacetylase. Gene Ontology annotation, molecular function: histone deacetylase activity. The record is from RefSeq and is a predicted model, not a curated record. NCBI's taxonomy places the organism in Eukaryota, Fungi, Ascomycota, Dothideomycetes, Pleosporales, Didymellaceae. Bases 1 to 1524 code for a protein of 507 amino acids. The transcript is spliced from 2 exons.
AUGCGCGUGUCUGGAUAUUCCAUGUCGAACGGGCCGUCCAACAAUAUCGUCGAGGAGUAUCUCUCGCCCGUCAACGAUGUUUUCACAGGAGACUUCCAGGAUUUCAAGCGCCUUACUGACCCAGAGAAGCAAGAGGUAAUUGCGAGAGAAGCUGAAGACUAUGGACUGGAGAAGCCGCUGGGUUGGAACGUUUCCUUCCAUUACAACCCACAUGUCGAAUACCACCACUUCGGAAGCUCGCAUCCAAUGAAACCUUGGCGUUUGACUUUGACUAAGCAGCUUGUUCUGUCGUAUGGGCUCGAGUACACAAUGGAUCUCUACGAACCGCGUCCAGCAAGCUACGAUGAGCUAGCUAUCUUCCACGACCGCGAGUAUCUGUCAUAUCUCAGCGAAAUCACACCACAGAACGCCAAGCCUGACGAUAAUCAGUACAUAGCUUAUGGCUUUGGUGGCGACUCGAACGAUUGCCCAGUCUUCGAUGGAUUGUGGAACUAUGUCUCCCUUUACACCGGCGCAUCUAUGAGUGCAGCGUGGAAUCUGCUGAACAAGCAAUCUGACAUAGCUAUCAACUGGUCCGGCGGUCUGCACCAUGCGAAGAAAAAUCUAGCAUCUGGGUUUUGCUACGUCAACGACAUCGUCAUUGCCAUUCAGCUGCUACUAACCCAGCAUCAACGCGUUCUUUACAUCGACAUCGACGUCCACCACGGCGACGGCGUCGAGCAAGCCUUCGAAUCAACUGAUCGUGUGUUUACUCUUUCAUUCCACAAGUACGGCAUCGAUAGACACGGGUGGCCUUUCUUUCCCGGAACUGGUAACAUCGACGAGAUGGGUCCCAAAGAUCCAGCCAACCGCGGCAAAGCACACAGUCUGAACAUUCCCAUCGACGAUGGCAUCGAUGACGACCAAUACAAAUGGUUGUUCAGGACCGUGGCCAGCAAGGUUGUCGAGAAAUACAAUCCUCAAGCGAUUGUCCUACAGUCGGGUGCCGACUCGCUUGGCGGAGAUCGCCUUGGUCGGUUCAAUCUCAAUAUCAAGGCACAUGGCUUCUGCAUCGAAACAGUCAAGUCCUUCGGCCGCCCUCUCGUUCUCAUUGGAGGUGGAGGGUACACUCCUCGCAACGUUGCCCGAACUUGGUGUCACGAAACAGCGGUUUGUGUUGGCACAGAGCUGCACAACGAUCUGCCAACACACAUCCCCUACCUACAGGCAUUCCAGGGCGAGGAGAACGGUGGCGGCAUACUGUACCCCGACCUGCACAACACCAAGCGACACGAUAAUCUGAACACAACGCCACGGCUGCAGAAGCUCGUCGAACAAGCCAUGGAAAAUCUACGUUACAUGGAGGGUGCACCCAGUGUGGUGGUCAACACCAAGGGUAUCACGGAGGAGCAGAUCAUGAAGAUUCGAGAACAAGUUGAGCAGGAGCUGGCGGACGAGGAGGAGGACAGGCAAUAUUCCCUGACUGCGGAGAAGACUCGACGAACGCGAGAGAGGAACGUUGGAGGCAGAAACGAGCGUCGCUAG